Messenger RNA from Recurvomyces mirabilis, 1890 nucleotides. RefSeq lists its product as uncharacterized. Gene Ontology annotation, cellular component: plasma membrane. NCBI's taxonomy places the organism in Eukaryota, Fungi, Ascomycota, Dothideomycetes, Mycosphaerellales, Teratosphaeriaceae. Gene Ontology annotation, biological process: transmembrane transport. Gene Ontology annotation, molecular function: transmembrane transporter activity. The transcript is spliced from 2 exons. The record is from RefSeq and is a predicted model, not a curated record. The coding region runs from base 1 to 1890 and encodes 629 amino acids.
AUGACGACCAAUCCGGAGGCAAACACCACCAAGGAGGUGCAGUCCGAGAUCUUCGAAAAAGAACAACCCAAACAUGACCGACGACGAUCACACAUGUCCAUCGAGGACGCCAACUCGAACUCUGGAGACAGCAUAUUAACAGAAUCCGACCACGACUCCGACGACCACCACAACAACUACAGAAGAUCCCUCGCCCCACAACUCUCCCGCACCUCCUCCACCGGCGCCGUCGGCGGUAUCGUCGCCACCUCCCUCAACCGAACAUGGACGCAAGGCACAACAGGCACCGCUAACGACCCAGCCUUCGAAGUCGACUUUGCCGACCACGACCCAGAGGACCCUCAACAAUGGCCACUAUGGUACAAAGCCAUUAUCCUCGCCGUCAUGUCCUACGGCACGACGUGCGUGGUCCUCUACUCCACGAGCUACACAUCUGCUAUCCCAGGUCUGCAGUCCGCGUUCGGGAUCUCGGAUACGAUCGGUGUGUUGGGAGUCACUACCUACCUCUUCGGGAUGGCGACUGGAGCUGUUAUCUUGGCGCCGUUGAGCGAGAUGUUUGGUCGUCGACCGAUUUACAUCGUGGCUUUGGGCAUGUUUGUUGUCUUCGUGAUCCCGACGGCUGUGGCGAAGAAUAUCGAGACGAUUCUGAUUACGAGGUUCUUUGGGGCGUUUUGUGCGGCCGCUAUGAUUUCUAAUGCGCCGGGGACGGUCAACGAUAUAGUAGACGAGGAACAUCGUGCUCUGGCCUUCUCCAUCUGGUCGAUUGGUCCCAUGAACGGCCCUGUUAUCGGUCCGGUAGUCGGUGGUUUCGUCUUCCAGUAUCUUGGCUGGCGAUGGACGUCGUGGGUCGUUGUGAUUGUGGCCAGUGUGGCGUGGAUCGUCGUGAGCCUGGUGAAGGAAACAUACGCUCCGGCUAUCCUUCGAAAGCGAGCAGCGAAGAAGCGCAAGGAGACCAACGACGAACGAUGGUGGAGCCGGUACGACGACAAAGAAGAACUGUGGCCCCUGCUCAAGCUCAACCUGUCCCGACCUUUCGUCAUGACCGUCACGGAGCCGAUAUUGCUUUUCUGGGACGCUUAUAUCUCCUUAGUCUACGGUGUCCUCUACUUAUGCUUCGUCGCCUACCCCAUCGUCUUUAGUGGUCUUCGAGGCUGGUCACCUGGUCUCUCCGGACUCGCCUUUUGCGGAAUCGGAGUCGGCUCCAUGAUCGUCAUCUGUGGCGAGCCGCUAAUCCGCAAGAUGAUCAACUCCCACAAACCAGAUCCCGAAAGCGAGACGGACGAUGUUCCACCCGAGGCAAUGGUCAGUGUAGUCUGCAUCGCGGCUGUCCUGAUCCCAAUCGGCGAGAUCUGGUUUGCUUGGACGGGUACACCGAAUGUGCACUGGAUUGUGCCUAUACUGGCGGGUAUACCCUUCGGCAUGGGCAAUUGCGGCGUCUUCAUCUACGCUACGAACUACUUGGUCUACUCUUACGAUAUCUACGCCGCCUCUGCCCUGGCUGGAAACGCUGUCUUGCGAUCGAUUAUGGGCGCUACUAUGCCGUUAGCUGGCGAGUCGAUGUACAGGACCUUGGGGGCCCAUUGGGCAGGCACACUUUUGGCACUCCUCGAAGCAUUGUUCAUCCCCAUCCCGUUCAUCUUCUACCGCUACGGCUGGAAGAUAAGAUCAAAAUCCCCACUAAUCCGCCAAAUGCGCGAAGAUCGACAGAAACAAGACGCCAGACGGAAAAGAGCGGAGGAGAAGGCUCUUAGAAGGGUAGGAGCCGAGGCUGAAAUGGGUGCUGGGAUGGCUACGAUGGCGGCUGUGGAUGAGCAGGUCGAUGUGGAGAAGGAGAUGCGUGUUGAUUUGGAGAAGGCUGGGUCUGGAGGGUCCGCCUCUGCUGAGGUGUGA